This is a messenger RNA of Cryptococcus wingfieldii CBS 7118, 1026 nucleotides long. RefSeq lists its product as hypothetical. The record is from RefSeq and is a predicted model, not a curated record. Bases 1 to 1026 code for a protein of 341 amino acids. Lineage: Eukaryota; Fungi; Basidiomycota; Tremellomycetes; Tremellales; Cryptococcaceae. The transcript is spliced from 2 exons.
AUGGCCGCCACCCCGCAGACUUUCGUAUACGAUGCUAGCUAUGGCACCAAGCUGGACGCGUAUCUGCCCACGUUCGGCCCACAAGACAAGUCUCGCGUGCCCGUGAUCGUACACUUUCAUGGAGGCGGUAUAGUUGCUGGAAGUAGAAACGACAUUCUUUUGUCUUCGUGGAUAUCCGAGACUCUACCCUCGAAAGGGUUCCUCGUGCUCUCGGCUGACUAUCGCCUUCUGUACCCCAGUACCGCCGACGACAGCAUCGCCGACGUUCACACCCUCUUCUCAUACGUCGCCUCCCCUACUACCGAGCUCUCCUCUGCCCUGUCUUCCCGAGGUCUCACCCUGGACACCACCCGGAUCGUCGUAUCAGGAGAGUCAGGGGGCAACUUUCCCGCGAAAGCAGCCGCCACCCUCGCGUCCGUCCAGCCUCAUCCAAUCGCAUGGCUCGACCGCUUCGGUCAAGGCGGGGACUGGCUCUCGAACCACUACGUCAAACCCUACGAUGCUCUGCCUUUCACAAAGUUUAUCCGAUACGAGGAAGCCCAUGCUAUAGAGCUCGACCAGCAGGGCGGUGGAGAGGUGGUCACGGAGAGUGGGAGCAGACCGAGAGAGGAUGGGCGUUUGAGAGAUGAUUUGGGGAGGUUUGACCUCUAUGUCUAUUGGUUGAAAGAGGCGCUGUAUGUGGAUAGGCUUUUGGAGCUUCCUGGGAUCUCUGCCAAACUUGCCGCUGUCCCCUAUUCCGAGCGUUUAGCUUUGAUCCCAGCCGAGAAGCGUCACCUCCUCCUCCCCAUCACCCCUCACACUUGCCCGGCUUUCAUUGCCCAUGGCACUGCAGAUGGAAUGGUGUCUAUUGUCGAGAGCGAAACGAUUGCGAAAGAGAUGGAGGAGCAAGGACUGGAAGUGGAGAAACGAUGGAGGGAGGGCGAUUCACAUGGGUUCUUUGAUCUUGUCACCCUGCAACCCUCUGCUGGUUCUGAAAAGCUCGUUGAGGAUAUCUUGUGUUGGAUUGAUAAGAAGGUGAAUCUUUGA